AACACAGGGAGGCCCCAGCAGCGCCGGGAGAUGGAGAUGGAGCCCACCAGACCCCCACCACUGCCGAGAAAAUAUCAGAGAGCUAGCGGUGAGAGGAGCGGAAGCCCCUGGGGGGUGGAGGGGGGGCAAGCACUGACUCCCAGCUCUGUGCAGGGCCGUGGCACAGGCGGGGGGCCAAAUGCGCGCCCGCUGUGCCAGCCUGGACCUGGGGGGCCGAGCACACACCCGCUGUGCCAGCCUGGACCUGGGAGGCCCCGCACCGCCCACCACCAUGCCGGACACCCCAGGGGAACACCUGCCUCAGACCCCCGCCUCAGCCCUCAUCUACAGCAACGUGGGAGAGCUGCGCGCCCACCUCGUCCCCACCAAGGCCAGCCGAGGGGAUGGAGCCAGGAGAGUCCCCCCCCCAGCCCAGCCAUGACCCGCUGCCUCCCCCGUUGCCGAAAAAGCAGCUGCAGCGAGCAGAGUCCCUCCCGGAGCAGGGCCCAUCGCGGCCCCGCCACGGCGAUGCCACGCCAUGGCUUGGCAGCACCCUGCUGCCACACAAGGAGGGGGGUCCCAGCUCCGCCCCCCCCCCGGGCACCCAAGAAGCCCCUGGCCAAGUCCCAGAGCCUGGGGGAGGCCUGGAGCAUCCCGGGGGAAGCCCUGAUACCCAGCCCAGAGGAGCUGACCUUUGGGACGGGGGACGCAGAGCUGGGCCGGCUGCUGCGGGGCCUGGAGGGACGGGACGGGCUGUGUGCAGCCCUGGUGGGUUGCCAGGUGGCCAGCUUGGCCCGGCUGGUGGCCCAAGCCCAGGAGGGGCUGGUGGGACCCCCGGAGCGGCUGGGGGCAGAGCUGGCAGGGAAGGGCUGGGCAGCGCUCAGCAUCCUGGAGCGGGAGCCGUGCUGCCAGAGCGGCGACGCCUGGUAUUUCCGCGUGGGAUUUGCUUUUAGGCAAGCCCAGCUGGUGCUUGCAGCCAAGGUCCUCAAGCCGGGCUGCUGCAGCCUGGGCGUGGAGAGCUUCCUCGGGGCACACUGCAGCAUCCAGCGCCUGAUCGGACAUUUCACCGACCACGUCCCUGGGGAGCUGCUGCUCCCGGGCCACCCCAGUAAGCAGGGGCUGUCCCCUUCUGGACAGGAGCCAGCCCCUCCUGCCACCCCCCGAGUCUUGCAGGUCCUCCUAUCGCCAGAUGUGCCCUACCAGACCCUGGCGGGGUUUGUGGAGGGCUCCUGGGCACUGCACAGGAGCAGCCCCGGGCACUAUGAGCGCCUGGCGUGCCUCCUCCUCUUGCAGGUGUGCAUGGGGCUGGAGCACCUCAGGGCACAGAAUCUGGGGCAGGGUGACAUCUGCCCCGAGAACCUGCUGCUGGUGCAGUGCCCAUGUCCCCCUGGGAGCCAGCAGGACAAGGAGGCAUCCAUGGGGCUGUCCCUUCCAAGGUUGCUCAUCAGCAACUUGUUCAAGCUUAAAGACAAGAGAAGACCUUGUUCCACCAGCCAAGAGCAGGACUGGACAGAGGGGUCUGCUGCUCCCCUCACCCCAAUGGCAGAUGAGCUGAAUAUAGGCAUGCUGAUCUAUAAGAUCUUGCACGUGGACAUCUCUUUGGAAAAUGCCUUGGACCUGAGAAGCAAUCAGCUUCCCGAAAUCCCCUCCCUGUCCAUCUACUCCACGGGACUCAAGCGUUUGGCCUUGCUGCUUCUCCACCGAGAUCCCUUCAAAAGGGUCUCCAUCGAGCAGGCCAGGGGCGUCCUGCAGGUCCUGCUCUGGGGGCCUCGCCAGGAGCUCUUCGCCAAGAGCAAGAAGACGCUGGUGCUGCUCCAGAGCUGGGUGGAGAUGAAGAGGGCACUGCUGCUGCUGAAGUUUGCUGAGAAGGGGGCUGGGGCAGGGGGGAGCCCCGGCCUGGAGGAGUGGCUGUGCUGCCAGUACUUCGCAGAGGUCACGGAGCACAUGCUCUACCAGGUCACCCAGGUUCUCUACAUGCCCUAAAGACAAGCCUGCCCAAAAGCCUCCCCAAAGACGGGAACCCAUAGAGGUCUGGACAAAUCCACCAGCUUUCAGCUCCCAACCAAGGCUGAUCCUGGCUGCGAAAACUCUUUCCAAAUCUGAAACUGAUCCUUCACACUGCAUGAACAAUGGUCCUAAGUAAGCAGGGACCAAACUCCCACCAUGGUACCUUGGCUCCCAGGAUGCACGAUGUGCUUUUACACCUUUCACUGAUUUUUGUUCAAUGGUUUGAGUCCAGGUUGUUGGAGCAUCUCGGAAAGACAGCUGGAUGGAAGCCGCAGGAUGAAGCACCAGUUCAGCGGCUGAUUAUCCUGAGUAAGGUUAAUGGAGCUUAGACUUUUCACACACACACACGCCAAAAAAAAAAUAAAAAAUAAAAAAGAACCUCCUCCUGUACUGCUACUGCCACUGUUUUAAAUAACAAUACAAAACCAUACAUUACUGCUCACCUUAAGACACCAUUAUGGGAGAAGAAACACAAUGCAUCACACAGCCUUGCCCUUUUUAGGAACAGAUUGUAGCAUAGUCACAAAUACCAAUGACAUCUCAAAGGUGGAAAUAAAGCAACCACACAGCUUCAAUAAAACCCAGAGCUGAGCCUGUUAAAUACUGGCCUUUUAUGU
Messenger RNA from Cygnus olor (mute swan), 2603 nucleotides. RefSeq names its product PEAK family member 3 (gene PEAK3). Gene Ontology annotation, cellular component: focal adhesion; actin cytoskeleton. NCBI's taxonomy places the organism in Eukaryota, Metazoa, Chordata, Aves, Anseriformes, Anatidae. Gene Ontology annotation, molecular function: protein kinase activity. Bases 31 to 1962 code for a protein of 643 amino acids. The record is from RefSeq and is a predicted model, not a curated record. The transcript has 4 exons. Gene Ontology annotation, biological process: protein phosphorylation.